Linum trigynum is the source of this 3911-nucleotide messenger RNA. NCBI's taxonomy places the organism in Eukaryota, Viridiplantae, Streptophyta, Magnoliopsida, Malpighiales, Linaceae. The record is from the annotation of a GenBank genome assembly.
CAACUCUGACAAUCACUUUAGCAAUCCAAAAUCUCAAGCAUGUCUGUGAAUCCUCUUCCUGUUCUUCAUGUUCAAAACGAGACCUGGGUGUUGCGCCUGCGGCUGCUGAGGGUAUGGGGGAAGCUGUAUCAUACCGGGGAUUCACUUCAACAAGUGAAUCCCUUAUUCAUUAACAACCAGGUCUGUGUAUUAUUCAUUCUGACCUCUUUCUCAGUAACGGUUGUACAUACAUUAAGUCAUUUUCCUUGACUAUGCAGGGUCAGUUGGUCGAAGGCAUCAUUCGGCGACCACAUUUAAAUCGAUUUCUGUCAAGUCUUCAUGAGAGCCGUGUUUAUGGAGUAAUGUCGUUUUACAUUGAAGAGAACAACUCUAUUCAUCGAGUGGCGGAAGUGGAUUUUCGUUUGUCAUUUCGUUCGGAUACCCUGUUUUAUGUCAUGGAGGACACAUGUGAUAUUCAGAAAUUUAGUUUCCGUUUCCUUGCUGUCAACGACAUCCCGUAUGCAUUUCAGAAUCAAACUUAUCUGCCGGGUAUGAGCUUUAAAACAAUAGCUUCCUCAAAUAAAUGCAUUUUGGCAACACCCUACAUCUGAAAGCACGGUUUUUUUGAUUGGCUUUUCUAGAUUUGGUUGGAACUAUUUUUGGAUGUGAACCUGUUCAGGUUCUCUACCCAGGUUUACCGGUUCGGAAAAAGCGGAUCACGCUCCUAUUGGCAGAGUGCGUAAAAUGGUUCUUUUGUUUAUGCUCAUUCUGAAUUCAAUGGUUAUUUCUAUCUUACCAACUUCUGGUUAUUUUCUUUAGGGGAGAGAUAGCUUAUGUUUUUUUGUCGGGCUCGGCAAUACCAAGUUUAGAAGAAGUUGUUUCUGAUGCCGGAGCUUUGGGGCAGAUCGCGGUCUUCACAUCACUAUUCAUCGAGCAAAACGAAGGUGCGAAAUUUUUCUGCCUUUUUCUUACUAGAAAGAUACUAACCUUUUUUGUGGUCAUGUGAGAACAAUUGAAUCUUUGCAUAGUUUGCGUCAAUUGAGUAGCUAAUUCGUAUGCAUUUGGUUAUCAUGUCCUUGAGAAUGGUAACAUUUUUCGUGCGGAGUAGAUGCUGCCCUUUGUUUCUUUUCACAAUGACUAGGUUCAGAAUACAGAGUCUUUCACAAAACAUAAUUUUAUUAUCCAAUUAGCACAAGUAAUUAAAUUUUUGUUUACUCAUUUGGAACAGUAAAACGUUGUUUGAAGAUACAUGUUAAUAAGAUAAGUUGUAUCACUUCAAUUCUGGUCAUCAUGUUUUGUAAAUUAAUAACAGUUCUUAUCACUGUAAUUUUAUUUACUCAUGUGUUUGUGGUUUUAUUGUUAAAUGGAUGUUAGGAGGUUAUUCGUUUUCUUCCUCACGAGCAACUAAAAUGUAUCUCAACAUCCACUGCGCUCACAUGCAUCCUUUGUUAAACCAGUAAACUUCACAAACCUUUAUCUUUGAAACUUUAAUUUCUAAUGUGUGUGGUAUCUGUUGAUAGUGGUAAUUCUGGUUAAUUUAUUAUCAGAGAAGAUGGACCCCAAUUUGGAUCUAACUAUAUUGUUGGACCAUUGCUAUAAGAGGAAGCUCUCGCCAUAGUUGAGCACACCACGGUUCCACAUCUUAAUAUGAUAAAGUUGAGUCUGUAUAGUACUGUAAGUCACUCAAACUCAACUAAAUAUCAAUUUUAUUAAAGCAUAGUCAUUACCCAAUUCAACAUUUGCUUCAUUUUGGUCAUCAAUAACACAUUUGUCUGUUUUAGGGGACGGUAUACAUCAUGUCGGGAAAACUAAAAGCCAUUGGAAUUUCAACUUCGGCGCAAUCUAUGGUCAGUGUUGUGCAUUUCACCAUCAAUGAUGUAACUGAGGAGCUGGAAGUUGUGUUUCCUUGUGUCAACCUUAGACGCAUUGUUGGUGAUGUGGUUGCGGAGACAGAUAUCAAUUGGGACACUAAUAUCAUGGCCAUUCUCAACUGCAUUGAUUUGAAGUAUUACCAAUUUGUCAUUGAAGUUGGCGCGUGGAACCACUUGGUCCGUCACUGUGAUUUGGUUUUGCUGAAGAUGUUCUCUGCUGCCUUUUAAGGAUGGAGUGCUUUUAAUGGAUUUCUGGUCUGUGUUCCUAUAUAUAAACCACACUCAAAUAUUUAAUAGGAAGUGGUUGGCUAGGCAUUUCUCAUCAUUCGGCUCUAUUAACUACUUCUACCGUACUUUUUUACUGUUGUUUGCGAUGAUCAGAUUGUUGAAGCUUAGCCUAUUAGUUUCAUGGUUUGGUUUUAAAGCACCCAGUGUGCAAGAGAUUAGCUGUAAUUGAUUUCCUCAGCUUUGUUUAUAAUGGAGAUUCACUUAUGUAUUUGGAUUGGUUUGCUGCUGUUUUACAAGAUGGUAGUUAAGCAGAUAGGGUGUCAGAACUUAUGCGCAUAUGAACCAGUAAAUAUUGUCGGGUUUGUGUUAUGCACUUGAUUAUUUUUUUAGUCCUGGUUAUGAUCCGAUGUGAAUUGGAGGGUUUGUGCAGUUUCAUGCCAGGUUAAAAAAAAUGUGAAUUGGAGGGUUGGAGUACAUUGGCCUGGCGAUUUUAUUCAGCUCGCUCUUAACCCUGUGAGUUAAACUGAAAUGAUUAAGAGACAAGGUGUAAAUAAUUAGUGAGACGCUUCAGCAGGAGGCAAAUAGUAACUUGAUGUUUUUUUAUAUAAUUAAGAGAUGAUUCUAACCUUGCUGCAGUAUCCGAAGAUGACCAGCCGACCUUGAUAGCACCAUUUUUUUAAUUGUCACAAUUUAUUUGCGUGAUUUUCUUGUCAUUUAUCUAUAAUAAUUAUUUUAUAAAUUAACUAUAUAAAAUGAUUUCAUUUCGUUCAGUAGUUAGAGCAUCCACAUCAAUAUAAUUGCAAAGUCAAUUGUAUAUGUAUUUUUUUAUGACACCUCAUAAUUUUUGCAAUCCAACUAAUUUAAAUUUCAUUGUUGCUACAUCAAUGUUAUUUCUUUGCAAUUGCAUGUAAAAUAAAUAAUGGUUUUUCUCCAAUAUAUUUUGGGAUAUUUAAAUAACACUAAGAAAAAGAAAACAAGAAAAACUCUGCCAUUAAUCUACGUGUCAUUGCAUUUAGGCUUUCAUAAUAUGAAAGCUUGCAAAAUUGAAUAACUUCGCACAUCAGUGAAAUUGCGUUUGCAAUUGCAAAGCUCCCAUCCACGUCAUGAUGCAAUUGGAAAAAACUAUGCGAUGGAGAUGCUCUUACGGGAGAGUAAUAAAUUAAUCAUACUUUAAGCAUUCAAUUUAAUAAAAUAUUGUUAGGGAGGGUGGGGGCUUUGGGAUUGCAGAGGCGGCCAUGAACUGUAAAUGGUGAAGGUGUCUACUUUUGGGGCGCAUUCUUCUCCACUCCCCCAUGAUUACAUGUAUCCUUCUCCACUCCACCACUAAGCCAAUACCUCUAGAGCCCAGUAACAGAAUAUUUUCUACUUCUCACCAUAUUUGUCUAAUUAUCCACUCCCCCACUAUCACACUUUCCACACACACGUCAUCCCUGCGGCCAAAUAAAUUAAGUGUUUAGAAUCACUUUAUCUCCUUUAUAUAAUGGAGAUACCACUUGCUCUCAUGUUACAAUUUCCGUUUACUACUUCCCAUACAAAACACUUCGGUUCCAUUCACCGUGAGAAUUGCAUUCAAUAUGGCGGGCCUACCUCAGUUCAACCAGUAAGUACUGCUCAUGCAUCCAACGAAUACUACAUCAUGUUAUUUCGAUUCUUUUUCACUACUUAGUGCCAAAACUUACAGUCCAAUAUAUAGGCUUCCACAUGGUUUUAUUGCUAAUCUGCAAUAUGGUGAUGCUCUUGAAAUUUGUGAGCGUGCCGACACCAUCGAUCUCAUUAUGUUGCAAGUGGAUGUCGAAAAUCAGGUAACUAAACAAAUAAAUUUCUUUUUAAUCG